Messenger RNA from Triplophysa dalaica, 5874 nucleotides. It is a transcript of the gene spef2, whose product is annotated as sperm flagellar 2. Gene Ontology annotation, molecular function: protein binding. The coding region runs from base 666 to 5615 and encodes 1649 amino acids. Gene Ontology annotation, cellular component: sperm midpiece; manchette. Lineage: Eukaryota; Metazoa; Chordata; Actinopteri; Cypriniformes; Nemacheilidae. Gene Ontology annotation, biological process: sperm axoneme assembly. The transcript has 36 exons. The record is from RefSeq and is a predicted model, not a curated record.
ACAAUGUAGAAUACUGUAAAUUGUAUUAUCGGCCGAUACCGAUAUGGCUGAUGUGUAUCCCUAAUUUAUAUUCUGGGUUGAUGUUUUUUAUCUUCCAUUUUUAGAUCUUUAUCUUCUUUCACACAUUUGCACAUGAUGUCGUUUCAUUUUUUAACGGGUGGUUUAUAAAAAUCACGUGACGUAUCUCUUACGAAAAUUAUCAUUAACCAUGAUUUAAAACCAACAAAAACAAAUUACCACAGAAAAAAACAAAAAUCCAUGAUCACUGUAGUAAAACCAUGGUUACGUCAAAAUAACCAUGUUUAAAAACAUAGUUAAAACAUAUGUAGGCUACUACAAAACAAUAUGGUUUUAGUAAUUAAUGCACCAAAAAAAAUUCUACCACAAGAAAACAUGGUUAAUUUUCGUCAUCCAGCGAACAUGAGUUGGAUUUUUGUGUCAUCGCUGAAUAUCAGUUUUGUGUUUGUAUUUGCUGUCGUGGUUGUGUGUGGUAUGAGCGUGACCUUCGGGUUCGAGUUGUUUGGUUGCCGUGGCAACAGCACGCUGAAGCAGACACUCCCGGAACUCGACAACAUCUCAAUAGAUGUGUGUGUGUGUGUGUCUGUGUGUAAAUGUCUUUAUAUUUCUGCAGGUUAGAUGUAAAUGUGUGAUAUUAUACACUGAGAAUGUCGAGUAUUAUCUGCGAGUGGCUGAACGCGGAGCUCCGUCUGUCUAAAGUGGUCGCGCCGGUUUCUCUGAGCAGAGAUUUCGCGAACGGAUUUCUGAUCGGUGAGAUUCUGACGAGAUUUGAGCUGCAGGAUGAUUUUCAUCUCUUCUCAAAACACAGCACUCCAAAUGCAAAGCUGAAUAAUUUCACACGUCUGGAGCCCACGCUUCAUCUGUUGGGCGUGCCCUUUGACCUCUCUAUGGCCAGAGCUGUGAUGAUGGGCAGACAGGGCGCAGUCACCAAUCUUCUCUAUCAGCUUUACAUCGUCCUGCAGAAGAAGAAGAGAUCUGGACUCACAGCCACGGCCAUGGACGUCAUGCAGCCCGCCGCCGCAGCUCGACUACACCGAGUAGAGAAACACAUUUACACUGAGCGUUUGAAGACGGUGGUGAGACGUGAAGCGGAUGUGAAGAUGCAGAAGAUCGCAAAGCGUUUUCAUAAAAGAGGACAAGACAUGUACCACCAGUCCAUCAUGACUGAACUCCAGCAGGAGAAAGAGAGAGUCAGACGACUGGAGGAGAGAAGAACGAGAGACAUCGAAAAGCAUCGUCAGGCGCGCAGGAGACAGCAGGACAUGAUGAUUCAGAUUCAAUCGGCUGUGAUUCAGAUCCCAAAGCCUCCACACAGUCGAUCACCCAGAGCUCUGGAGAAAAAACAGAUUCGCAAACAGCACGACGCUCAGCUCGUCCGUCGUGAUAUCGCUCAGUUUGAGAAGAACCAGAAGUGGAUCUCUCCGGCAGGAGACGCAACUUUACUCUCCAGCGGUCAUGUGAUGAGCACAGAUGAGAGGGAACAGUGGAACAGAGAAUACAUGGAGAACAUCCGUCUGCGUCUGGAGGAAGACUCGACUGCACGAGAGCAGAGAGAGAUGCGCAGACGUCGAGCUCUCGUAGAACAACUCCAAGCGCACCAGACUCAACAGGAGGAGAUACGAGAAGAGCAGAUGGUGAAGAGAUUGAUGCGUCAGACGCAGCAGGAGAAGAGAAUCGUCGUCCAGCUGACACAGAUCAAACGACAGAAGGAAAUCCUGCGACAGAACCGCAUCUUCCAGGAGAGACAGAACCAGGAGCGCUGCCUUCAGGAUCUCCAACAGGCUCUGGACAGAGAAGCUGUUCUGCUGCGAGAGGAGCAUCUGGAGCGCAGCGAGGAGAUACACAUGGAACGCCAGCUACACAAGCGACUCGCAUCCGAACGCGCUCAAGCUCGAUAUCAAAAACACUUCCACAUCUGCAGAGGAAUUCUAGGACAGAUUGUGGAUCUGAGCACCAAAGUGGGAGAAUAUCGACUCCUCACAGACAAUUUGAUCCCGAUGAAAGUGAUGAAGGAAUGGAUGGAGAUGUUUCUCAGUGGGAAUCCUCUGUAUGAAGUGGCCAGCGUGGAACCGCUCCCAGCAGAACCAACAGCGGAACAGAUCAUUGAACUCCAGAAACUUCAGAUCCUCAACGAUCAAGACUAUGAGCAGUAUGUGGGUCUGACGGGCGAAUGGGUUUGGAGUGAAGAGGCAGAAGAUGGAGCUCCUCGUCUGAAGGAUGAUGUUCUGGAUCAUGUCGUGAAGCGUCUGAAGAACAUGAUUCAGAUUCCCAUCAGCCGCUCUCCCUCUCCUGUGUUCCCUCGCUUUACCAUCAGAGCGUGUGUGCUGGGAAAAACACACACGGGCAAAACCAGCUGCCUUAGCACCAUCACCACCGCUCUUGGUGUCCGUGUGCUUUCGGCCGGUGCUUUGAUUCAGGACGUCCUAACAGCCCAUCAGCAGGACAAACAAACUAUGAGUGGGGAGAGAUUUCCAGCUGAAGGUCUUGAGACGCCUCUUAGAGAUGAACAAGACAUCUCACCGCUCAACUCAGGACCAGCCGCUCAUGAACCUGACACAUCAGGAACCGUUCAAGAACGAAAGGACACAGAAGAUAUGAAACGGUGUUUGCGCGCACAGCGAGGAUGUGAGGUGGAGAAGAUUCUGAUGUUUGGUGAAGGUGUUCCAGAUCAGCUGCUGGUGGACAUCAUCGUGGACGCUCUCAGGAAUGUUCCUGCUGACAGCGGUUGGGUUCUUGAUGGGUUUCCUGUGAACAUCGCUCAGGCCGUGAUGCUGCAGAAUGCUCUCAGCGGGACACAGAGUCGACCAUCCGCAGAGAAGAAUACUCCAGAUGAUCCGCAGCAUCUGUCUCCAGCUCUGGAUGUGGUGGUGCUGUUAGAUGUUUCAGACGAGCAGGUUCUGGAGCGAGCCUCACGCCGGGCCGACGGAGGAGGUCCAGAGAACAGAGACGAGGACAAACAGAAGAGUCAGGAGUUCAUCUCUCAUAUUGACAGAGGAGGAGAAAGAGAUCAGAUACAGCACAGAAUUAGUGGUUUUCAUGACACAUGGCCGAAACUGGAGGAGUGGUUUGGUGAGAAGCAGAAUAUUCUGGUGAAGAUCUGUGCAGAAUCAGAUGAAGAUGUUGUUGUUGAGCAUGUGGAGACGCUUCUUAAAGACGUCAUGGAUUCAGUUAAUCAAGGAGCGGCUCCAGGUCAUUCCGUCUCAUCUCAACACGGUCAUACAGAAAGAGUCCGGCCUUCAGAGACAAACUCAACAUCAGAUGAACGUGUUUAUGUGGAUGAACCGAUAGCUCAGGAGAUCUCACAGUAUCUGGUGCCUUACUGGGACAACAUGUGCACUUCAUAUGAGACUCAUGUUAAAAGCGUCAUGCAGAACCUCCGCAGUGAACGUGAACUCAUCAUUCAUCAUCUGUAUGACAUCAGAGAGAACUUCAGACAGCAUCUCCUGACGCCGGAUCUCAAGCAGGAGUUUGUGAGCUCAUGGCAGAGCGAUUAUAACAGUGUUCCUGACAACAUCAGAGACGAUGAAGAGACCAAAGGAGAACUUCACCAAAGACUGGACGACUUGCGUGAGCGUCUGUGGGAUAUCUGUGAUAAGCGCAGGGAUGAGGCGGUGCAGGAGAGAGCAGCUGUUAUUAAUGACGACUGGUUACAUGAUCACACAGCUCUCAUCAUCAACAACUACUGUACACUCACACAGACAGAAGUGAGCAGGUGUCAGGGUGUUGUGUAUCUGCUCAGAGAUUAUUACUCAGGAAUGAAUAAAGCUCUGUUACCUUCAUCAUCAUGUGACUCCACUCGUCUUCCUCUGCUGGACGUCACCUGGAGUGAAAACAUGGACCCUGAGACAUCAAACAUCUCAUCUGUUUCUGGCCCAUCAGAGAAGCAAACAAAGAAUGCUGUGAAGAAAGACACAGAAGCAGAGGACACCAGGAAACUGUUCAUGUUUCCAUUGGUUACCAGCAGAUCAUCCUCCAAUGAGAUCUCAAAACAAGAUCUGCGUCGCCCCGAUGAGAAACUGCUGGAGGAGAUUUAUCAGACGGCCAUCAGCGCAGUGUGUGCAGAGGUCCAGCGGUGUGAGGAUGAGGAGGAGGAGGAGGAAGACCAACAUCACACGAUAGAAACACAGAGAGCAAACACACAGUCUCAAGCUUCAAACACAGCUAAAGACAGAAAGAAAGCUGCUAAACAGAAAGGAGCUCCUCCUCCUCCAUCUCAUGAGCCCAGUCCUCAACCCGCAGCGGAGGAGAACCCUGAGGAGGUGAAGAGGAGAGCCACGAGGAGACGAAUCCGUCAGGAGUACACAGCCGCUCUCAAACAUGAAGAACGCGUUGUGAAGUUGCGUCUGGAUGUGCUGAAGUCACACGCUGUGAGAAUGUUGUGCAGCCUCCAGCAGAACACACAAGAGCUCUACACAAAGAUGCAGGAGUGGAUGGAGACACGGUUCCUGUCGGAGAUGAGCAGUGUCGAGCAGCUGACAGAGUUGGUUCGGCGGCACAUUGAGAACGGCCGACAGAUCCGUCACGAGCUGGUGUUACACGCUGCUGAUUUCUGUGUGGACGGAGACACGCGUGUGUUGGCCAGCGCCCCGCCCACUCCCCCCCCGCCGCUGCUGGAGGAGCUCAGAGACAGCACACUCACCGUUCAACAGCUGAACAUCAUCUGCGCUCAACUGCACAAGACAGCACCAUCAGGUGUGUUGUCCGGCACUGAAUUGACGGAAGUUCUGCAAGAGUUCAUCUCUCCUCACAGGGGCUGUGAUGAUUUACCUCAACCCUGGACACACAUGACGUCCUCACAGGUUGUUGAGUUGGUGUGUGCGUUCACUGGUGACUCUGAGAUGUUGGACUGGUGUCAGUUUGUGCUCAGCGUCGCCCUCCCGUGGCCGUUUCCGUCACAGACUCAGCUGUUUAAAACCCUCCAGCGGUUCAGAGCUGUUGAUGCUGCAGGAACCGGUCUCAUCACACUAGAACAAUACACACAGGUUGAAUUGUGGUUUCGUAGUGACAAACAUCAUCCACCUGAAGCAUUGCCUUAUGAAAGACUAGACAACCUUAAGAAGUUUUUCUUCAGUUUGUUUGCGAGCACACACUCGUCUCCAGUGAUGUUGGAUUAUAUGAAGAUGCUGCUGUAUUUCUGCUGUCAUCCUGAAGCCUCUCAGGGUUUCAUCAGAGCUUUGGGUCUCGUGACUGAACACACACUACACUAUAAACACACCGGCCCGCUGGUACAGUCUGUGACACACUUGGAAGGUGCAGAUGUUGAGGAGCUUGAUGCUGAUGAUGUCAGAGGGGCGGAGCCUGAUGGAGAGGGCGUGUCAGUGGAUGAUGUGCUCAGAGUUUUGAGUCACGGACAGAAUCUCAUGUCGGCACAUCCGAACCGCUUUCACCGGAGCUGCAGGAGCAGAGAUCUGUACAGAGAGGAGCUGCUGAAGGUGUGUAAAGAGUUGGACUUUAAAGCAGAGGAGAAGAUCCCUUUCUCUGUGCUGUCCCAGCAUCCUUUUCUACAGGACCUCAUUGAAGCCUCAUCACAGUAUCUUCUUGUGGAUGUUCACAAAAUUCUGCAGACUCAGAAAAAUGAAGAAGAUUGUAAAAGCUGAGACAUUAAACAUAACAUACAGAAAACAUACUUCUACACUUAUGUCGUCUGUCUUAAAUCAUAAAGUCUUUUAUUUCUAAGUAUUUAUUCUAAAAGGCAUGAAUAUUUAUUUUAUUAGCCUAAAUAAUUUACAAGACUAUUUGUGUUUUCAGGUCAAAUAGCGUAACUGAAAUCUUAAUGAAAUCUGUAAAUCACAACGUCUGUAUCAGUUUGUUUUUCAUGUGAUUCGGUGUAGACAGACUCAGACAAUUAGAACAUGA